AUGGCCAGCGACUCCAGCCAGAAUGGGGAGACAAAGGGUUAUUCCCAGGGUCUUUCCACAGUCCCUACCCAUGUCACCCUGUCCGCCGACCAGUUCGAGAGGCUGUACUUGACGCCCAUGACGCAGCGCCAGUCCGGCCUGGCUAAGCAAGUGGGAAACCCGACACCAUUGGCACUCGGGGGUUUUGUCAUCACUACAACUCCUCUCUCGUGCUGCUUGAUGGCCUGGAGAGGAGCGACUGGAAACGGAAUUGCAUUCACCGGCCCCAUCAUAUUUCUUGGUGGCCUUCUCCUGCUCAUCACGAGUGUCCUCGAGUUCAUCCUUGGAAAUACCUUCCCCUGCGUUGUCUUCGGUACCAUCGGUGGCUUCUGGUUUGCGUUCGCAGCCACCAUGAUUCCCUCUUUCAAUGCAGCCGCCCCCUACUCCUCGUCAGCAACCGAUACAAGCGCCGGGCUCACCAGCGCUGGGUUCAUGAAUACAUACGCAUUCCUUUUCAUAACCAUGGCCGUCCUCAUGCUCAUCUUCAUGGUCUGCGCCCUGCGCACAAACGUCGUCUACACCCUCAUCUUCCUCUCCCUGCUCAUGGUCUUCCUCAUGCUCUCCGCCGGCUACUGGAGACUCGGCGAGGGCGAGUCCGACGUUGGGAAUCGAUGCGUGAUAGGCGCCGGGGCAUGUCUCUUCGUCGCAAGUCUACUUGGUUUCUACCUCCUGAUCGCGCAGCUAUUUGACUCCGUUGGGCUUCCGUUUAAGUUGCCAGUUGGGGAUUUGGUUGCGCUUUGGCCUGACCAGACCAAUAAGUGA
Messenger RNA from Aspergillus versicolor CBS 583.65, 801 nucleotides. RefSeq names its product transcriptional activator of ethanol catabolism AlcS. Gene Ontology annotation, molecular function: acetate transmembrane transporter activity. The record is from RefSeq and is a predicted model, not a curated record. NCBI's taxonomy places the organism in Eukaryota, Fungi, Ascomycota, Eurotiomycetes, Eurotiales, Aspergillaceae. Gene Ontology annotation, cellular component: plasma membrane. The coding region runs from base 1 to 801 and encodes 266 amino acids. The transcript is spliced from 5 exons.